Brachypodium distachyon (stiff brome) is the source of this 6365-nucleotide messenger RNA. RefSeq lists its product as uncharacterized. The coding region runs from base 4987 to 6087 and encodes 366 amino acids. The transcript is spliced from 2 exons. The record is from RefSeq and is a predicted model, not a curated record. Lineage: Eukaryota; Viridiplantae; Streptophyta; Magnoliopsida; Poales; Poaceae.
ACGAACUAUACAACUUUACAGAUCAUUAAUUGUGUUUUUUCCUUCUCCUCGCAUAUCAGAUUUAUGGUGUUUUUUUUACCAUCAAACAAAAUUACUCCGUAUUUUUCCUUUUUUCUGCUUCGCCUGAUAUAUUUCUUCUUGUACCGAACCUGGAUCUGCUGAAUAUAUAUAGAGCUCCUUUCCUUGCUCGAGACAACCGGGAGUUUCCAUGGUCAGCCACCGGUUUGGCUGUAUAGGUAGAGCACAUGCACCCCCGUAUGCUCCGCCCGAAAGACGUAUUGGGGCGCUCUAGCUAAUUAGGCGUUUGAGCGGCGUCGAUUGUGCGAUUUAGUCCAUGUUUGUUUGGUACUAUACUUUUUGGGAUGUCUUCUAAGUUUACUCCCUCCGAUUCUAAAUUGUUUUCGAGAUAUUAUAUGUAUGUAGACGCUUUUUAAAAAUAAAUACAUUCAUAUUUAGGCAAAUUUGAGUCAAAAAUUCAGAAUCAGAGGGAGUAUUAUUUACUCCAAAUUGAAAAACACUAAAAACCUUAAAUGGUUGUCUGGUACGAAGAGUUUAGGGGGCGUAAGAUCCAGUGUCCUGCCAGUGGCAGGGCACGGCGUGCCCUUCUCCCCUAUAUCCACCGCUCAUUCAAAUCUGACGGUCAGCAGGGAUUCACUCCCCAUGGGAGGCACUUGUGCUGUCAAAAAACAAGGGCAGGAAACACUUCGCAAGGUUUGGCUCUGCUGCUGCCGUUGUCGAGGGAAAGGGACGGGAUGGAGCUCCGACGGCGCGCGAACGAGAGCUUCCUGAUGCCUCUAUAAAACCGUCCGUCUCGCCCUUUUUAUCCCUGUGGUUUUUCAUGGUCACAUUGGUCUGCCUCCACGACAAACCAGACACAAUGCAUCAUUGGCUACUGGACGCAGAUUGACGGUGGAUUCUAGGAGUCAGGGCACGGCGUGACCUGUCUCUGGCAGGGCACCUGAUCCCAGUCCGAGAAGCUGCGGGUUCGAUAGUAGAGGAGACCAAUCAAUCCCGCUAAUUGACUUGGCUGGGACCCACUCGCCCGACGUGCACGCCACGUCACAAUUCCCUGUUUGGAAACACCGUUUUGGCGUAUACAGACUGUGAUUAAGGAGGACAGGGCGCCAAAUUCAGGGAUUUGAAGAUCAGGGUUUGAUAUCGACGACCUCUGCAACAAGGUUUAAAAUGGACUAUUUAAGACUUCAAAUUCUGAAUACAUAUUCAAAAACUUUAUAAAAAUGAAAUAUGGAGAUGGAGAUGGUCUUACAUGCUACACAAAAUGUUCAUAUGUACCCAAUACAAAGUUAAUUUGGCUGACAGAUUGUGUUUGCACAAUCCCAGUACCUAGGUUCAAGUCCUUGUAGAGCCGAACUUGGGUUCUUAGGGCAUGACUAGUGUGGAUCGACCCUAGAUCAAAUACUAGUACCGAGUCUAUAAAACUGAAAUGUGCUGCAGUGCGGACUAAAAAACUAGUACCGGGUCUACAAAGAAGUUAAAGUCUCGCCUUAUGGAAGAAAUUGAUCUGAGUUAGAAUUCAAUCUUCAAACCCUUGAGAUCAUCACCAUGACUUUAUAAACCUCGAAGUAUCAUUGACACUAGUUAUGGAAAUCUCGUUCGGCUGUGAAAUUGCUAGAAGGAUUAACCUGGUUCAUCCCAGGCUUGCUGGUUUCCUCUAUCCGUACCCAAAACGUCCUCUUGUGUCUCCCCAGCCUUGCUGCCUGACCUCGGUCCGCGUAACCAUGACUAGAGUAGCAAGUUUCUUUUGGAACGGAACAUCCCUUGCCUUUCGGCGCGAUGGGAAAGUUGCUAUCCACACAGAACUAGAGUUGGCACCUUCACAUAUUAAAGUUGCCGUCCCCACAUAACUAAAAUUGCCACACCACGUAACUAAACGUUCACCCUCUAAUUUCCUAGCAUGCUAUAUAAUUUCAAAAUUAGAUUUUCUUUUUCUGGAUAUUUCAAAAUUAGAAUUGAUUGGGAUGAUUUGAGGGAUUGAGAGGUUAAAUUUAUUCAGGCCGUCGAUCUUAGGGUUUAAAACAUACUCUCUGCAAAAAACUAGCCCCACCGGUCAGUUCAUUUUCCACAUCCUAUUUUCCUCAUCUCAACUAUAGGUGGCUAUCAGGCCGGCCCGGCCCGGCAUAGGCCUGGGACCAACUGAAUGGGCCUAGCCCGGGCCCGGGCCCCUCAAGCCCGACAAUACAGGGGCCGGGCCGGGCCGGCACCAAAUUCUCAUCCCAAGGCCCAGGCGCGGCACCAAGCACAGUCGGGCCGCCCCGGGCCCGAAAAGCCUGACGGGCCUGGAGAAGAGCCUUUGGAAACCAGCAGCCCGAUAGCCUUAUUUUUCUUAUGCUAGCCGCAAAGAAUGGUCAAAAGGGUUUUGCGUUGUACACUAAUCCUAAAAGACAGCGUGGCUUGGUGGUCUGCAAGUGGGGGAAUUGAAGGGGAGGUCGUGAGUUCGAGUGCUAUGAGCAUCUCCAGCCGCGUCCCCCAUUUGGCGUUCAGCGCCCCCGUUUGGGGGGGCGUCGGCGGAAUUAUUUUUGGUUCCGUCGUGAUCCAGCCGCGCCCCCCCAAUACCAACUCCCCCAUUAAAUGAAGUAGGUGAAAUUUAACUAAACUCGAUGAAACUUAAUUAAACAUAAAGUUUUUAAUUACAUAAUUCUAAAAUAAAAAAAAUGGCCACACUAGUCACUGAAGUCGGCGAGGUAGACGUCGUCGGAGUCGAUGGUGAUCGGCUCCACCUUCACCUCCGGCUUCGGCCUCUUCCCCCGCCUUCUUCUCGGCCGCCUCCUUGUAGCUCCAUGCCUCGGCCUCGGCAUUCGUCAUGGCAGGAACUCUUAGGGGUCGCCGUCCUAGCACCAUUCGAGCGUCACGCGGCUGUAAUCCAGCUCUGGCGCCCACUCCGGCUCCGGCUUUGGCUGGACGAGGCGGAGAUGGCCGCGAGGCGGCUCCGGCACCCGUCGGCAGGAGGACGACCCCGGCUUGUCCUUGAUGCGCAACGCCGGCGAGGAGGUGCUGCGGGACGAGCCGGAGUUGGUUGGCCCGUCGGCGGCUAACUUUUUGGGCCGUGCUGGCUAAAAAAACAAAUUAGAAAGACCGGCUGGGUCGAAAUUUUCGCGCCAGCGCCCAAGCCCGUUUAGGGGGGGGCUGAAGUUGCUCUAAGGCCGGCCAUUUUUAUUCCUAGUGUUGUGAAGGGGGUAGAGUAUUCAUUUCUUUAAAAAAAAUACUAAUCAGGCUGUGCCGGGCCGGCCCGUCGGGCCUGAGGAUGAGGCGCGGGCACAGCAUAGGCCGUGCUUCAGGCCGGGCCGGCCCGUUUAACUUGGUGCCGGGUCAGGCACAGACAGGCCAGCCUCGCCGGGCUUUCGGCCUUUUCCGAAAAGCCCGGCCGGAUAGCCACCUAGCCUCAACCAGUUAACUGCUUCUUCCUCGUCCUUUUCCCGAUUUCUUCCCGAUGGCUUCUCUCUGUACUACGAUUCGCUCCAUCUACUCCACCUCCAUCUCAACUGCUUCUUCCACCCAUACCUGAUUUCUUCCCGAUGGCUCUCUCUGCAGCUCUCGCUUCUCGGAGGCUGCGCGUGGUGCCGUGUGGCGGAGCCAAUGGCAGCAGGCACCACUUUCCCCACCGCUUCCUCCAAGAUUACCCACCGCCAUCGGACGGACCCCCGCCGAGCCUCCUCGACGGGCCCGCGCGCCCGAUGCCCUCUCCGGCGAGCUCCCAGACUAGAUAACCCAAAUCACGAGGCGCUGUCCGGCUGCCGCGCAGUCUGAUGUCGGGGGAGAUCGGGGAGAAGAGCAGGAGAUCCGAGACGAGGAGAAGGUUGUGGCCGAGCGCCUCGAGCUUGGGCUCCACUAGAAGUCAACUUGGGCCUGGAGCCGAUCCAUCUGCUUCAGCCGGGUCUUCAAAAAAAUUCUUAGCACCGGUAUGCUCCAAAGGCAGAGCAAAGUCGACAUGGGAGUUAUUGCGAGCACCACCACGGGGAUCAAUAGCCCAAGAUCCCAGUUCAUCCGCAUUGAAGCACUGGUUCUCAUCGGCAUUGUUGUCUUGUUCCUCCUCCUUGUACUCGGCUCGUACCGUCGGCAGUGCAGCCAUGAGGCAGUCAAGAUCAUUGUUUGGGGAGCCUACACGGUCUCGUACACCUUGGUGAGCUACACCAUGGGAUUGAUGCAGUCUUACCACGUGGGCAGUAGCUUAUUCGCGGUGUGGGCCGUUUGCUUGAUGCUGAUCCUAGGAAAUGUUGACUCCCUCUCAGCCUAUAGCUUGCAUGAUAAUGAUAACUGGAAGAGGAUAUACAUCCAGCAGCUUGUCCAGUUCUUCUGGGUUGGUUGGCUAGUAGGUGCAUACGGGGAGCGCGAUUUAUCUAUCCAACUGUGGUUCUUAAUCAUAAUUUCUAUGUACACUACUUCAACGCUAAUGAAGUCCUUUCGAUCAGCAAGCAAAUCUUACCAUCUUCCUGACCACACAAAAUGGGUAGCAGACUACAUGAGGUAUGAGCACGAGCUGGAAAACACUGUUGUGCCAAACCCCAUACACAUGCACGGGUACAGUUAUAUAGUUACUGGAGAACAUGUUGGGACAAUAUGCCAGCCGCCAGACUACUUGUUCAGAUUCAAGCCUGAUGAGACCAAGUUAAUCACAGUGGAACAGAUCUGGAAAUGCAACGCGAAGCUGCUACAUCACCAGUAUCGAGAGAGCUCAAGACUAAAAGACAUUUGCCUCUCCAUGGCCCUGUCCAAGAUGCUCAAGCGUAGGUUCGCUGGCUUUGAUCUCGCGGAAUCAAAGCUUCAGAAGACACAUGAUUUCGUGUUCAAACACUACUUUACAGUGAUAACACUUAUGAGCGAGCCUUCAGGGUCAUUGAGGUGGAACUAGGAUUUGUGCAUGACUUCUUCUACACAAAGUACUAUGUAUUGUUUGCUAGCCACGACGAGCGCUCUUCUGCCAUCAUUUUACCUGUAUUGUCAUUACCGUUUUGCCUGUGGCUGGCAUAUAUGCUUUUCCAGCGUUUCCGAGCACCUCAAGACGAAAUAACAGUCGGCAGGAGCAGCACAAGAAACUACGAUGCUUUGGUAACCAUGAUAAUAGUGCUUGGAAUUGCAAUGCUGCAGCUAUUGCAGCUCUACUUUUACAUUGCUUCAGAUUGGUUCAAGGUGUACUUGAUUUCCAAGUAUGUGACGAUGCCUAGAUGGCAGAGCAAUGAAAAGAUUCAGAAGAUAAUUGCAUUCAUCGUGAGUUGGAAGUCUUUUCGCCACUGGGAGAAUAAGGUUGGGCAGUACUCUUUACUGCACACAUUCAGUUGUACGCGAAGAAAAUGGAAUGCUCUCUGCCGUCGGACAGCCGGCCUUGUUGAAGAGACCAGAAAAGGCCGUGCAAAGAAGGCCAUUGAAAAUCUGCCCAAUGAGCUAAAGCAAGCAGUGAUAAACUCGUUGGUCAGAAGUUCUGGACGGCUGACGAAUGGGGCCACAUCGCUGAGAGCCAAUCGAGCUGAGCAAUUCCUGUGGGCAUGUACUGGUCUUCCAACCGUGACCCACACCAUAUUGAUCUGGCACAUUGCUACAACUCUCUGUGAUGAGGCACUGGAUGCAGGAGUAGGACUCGGAGACCAACUCCCCAAUGAACGUGGAGACGGCAGGGGGAUGAGAUCCCACGCCUCGGUCGCUUCCACCUUGUCAAAAUAUUGCGCAUACUUGGUAGCAUUUGCGCCAAAGCUGCUGCCAGAUCACAGCUAUGAUUCCACAGUUAUAUUUGACGCACUGGUUGAUGAAGCCAGUGUGCUGCUUGCAGGUGAUGUGUCAAUGCAGCAGCGGUACCGCACUUUGAUGUCCUUGGAUGCUGGCCUGGAAGACAAAAGCCUCAUCGUGAUUGGCGCUCAGCUAGGGAGGCAGCUGAUGGAGUUGGUCACUGAACCGGCGCUGCAAUGGAAGAUACUUUCAGAGUUCUGGGCAGAGAUGAUGCUAUACAUCACGCCAUCAAGCGAUGCCACCGCACACCUGGAGACGCUGACAAGGGGAGGAGAGUUCAUCACGCACCUGUGGACUCUUCUUACGCAUGCUGGAAUACUGGAUCGAGAAGACUCUUACGGGACACCUUGAAUUCAAAUGCUUUGAGGCCGCCCACUGGAUCUCCUUUCAUUCGAGAAAUUAAAAUCGCAUUUGAUGUUUUAUAUAUUUCUGAACUUCCGCUGUUGGUACACGUAUUUCAUAUGUAUGAUCGAUAUAACAAACUCUGUUGUGGUCUUUAUUUUGUGAAGGAUGGUAUGUACCGUAUAUAUAUUAGCUAAUGCAAUCAUGUCCAAGUUAUGUAAUUUUGUACUGCCAGCUAGGAUGGCUAGAACAAUGUGAUUAAUUGAUGUUUCUCAUCACAAACUAAA